GGGCGGGCGACGACCUUCAAUUUUCAUUGCAGCAAUCAAGCUCCAACUUUAAAGACUCUGAGCUCCUCCUUCCAUCAGUCUUUGGGCCUGCCUGAUUACUUAGAUGCGGCAGGGAUCACCAGGGCGCUAUGGCAGGAACGUUCCGGAGUCCUGCGCUCCUUGCAAUUCUCUCGAAGACCUUUCCUUUGGAGCGGCUUUAUGUUGGGAGGCACAUGUCUUCAACAGCGGCUGGAGUAUUUGAUGUCCUCAAUCCCGCAACUGGCAAGCUGAUUACUUCAUUGCCAGAGGAUUCUCAAGAUCAGGUUGCUCAGAAAUUUGCUCAAGCGCAAGCUGGCCAAAGGGAAUGGAAGAAGGGGCCUCUGCAAGAGAGACAGGAAGCCCUCCGGACAUUCAACAAGCUGCUUCUCAGUCGCACAGACUCUUUGGCGGCCACCUUAACCUCCGAGAUGGGCAAGCCACUGAGCCAGGCCCGAAACGAGAUCCGAGCCACGCCCUUAAGGAUACAGUAUCUGAUUGACAACGCGCCCCAGGUCCUAGAGAGGCAGGACGUUUUCGGAAGCGCGGGCGCCAAAGUGCGCGAGUGCCUCACGUACGAACCGCUCGGAGUGGUCGCCAAUAUCUCUGCCUGGAACUACCCCUACUUCACGUCGGCAAACGUCUUCGCGGCCGCUCUAGUUACCGGGAACAGCGUGCUCUACAAGCCGAGCGAGCAUACAACGCUUACUGGCCUUGCAAUAGGAGAGCUGCUCCACGAGGCAGGCGUUCCGGAAGAUGCAUUUGUCACCGUCACGGGGCGCGGAUCGACAGGCGCGGCCGUCGCAUCUCUACCCGGUCUCGGAGGCGUCUUCUUCACGGGUUCAAAUCCGACGGGCGCGAAGAUCGCGGCGGCGGCGGCACCGAACAUGGUCAAAGUGCAACUAGAGCUGGGAGGAAAAGACCCCGUGUACGUUCGGCCCGACGUGGAUGUCCGAAAGGCUGCUGAGGCUAUCGCGGACGGCGCGUUCUACAACAACGGGCAGAGCUGCUGUUCGGUGGAGCGGAUAUACGUGCACGCGAGCAUACACGACGAGUUUGUGGACGCUUUUGCGGCAACGGUGGAAGCCUUCAAGAUGGACGAUCCAACGGCAGACGGCACCUACCUGGGCCCAGUCACCCGGCAACCCCACGUCGCCUUUCUGAAAGCUCAAGUCGAAGACGCAUUAACCAAAGGCGCGACGCCCGUCGUGCUUGGGAGCCACACCGACUUCACCAGCAGAAGGGGCUACUUCUUCCCGCCCGUCGUUCUGAAGAAUGUGGACCACACGAUGAGCCUGAUGCGGGAGGAGACGUUCGGGCCGGUGAUAGGCAUUCAGUCUGUCUCGGGCGAUGACGAGGCCGUCUCGCUGAUGAACGACACGAAGUACGGGCUGACUGCCGGGGUGUACACCAAAGACGGCGACGCUGCCGAGCGCAUUCUAGCAGAACUGAACGUUGGGUCGGGGUAUUGGAACUGCUGCGACCGGGUUUCGCCGCGGCUACCAUGGUCCGGUCGGAAAAGCUCGGGAGUAGGGAGCACUCUAGGGUUGGACGGCCUGCGAUCUUUUGUCCGACCGAAAGCCUUGCACUUGCAGGCGGCAUAGUGAAAGGGAGACAUCGCAACACGUCUUUGAACGUGUUCAAUGCGGGCAAAUGAUAACCAGCUUCCGAGAGUCGCAUGCCAAUCUGGAUUGGAGUGAACGAAGAUAGAUGGAUUCUGGAGAUCAGAUGCAACCUGAGAUGCAUUGACGGCUUCGGCUAAGGCAUGGCGAGA
Klebsormidium nitens is the source of this 1789-nucleotide messenger RNA. NCBI's taxonomy places the organism in Eukaryota, Viridiplantae, Streptophyta, Klebsormidiophyceae, Klebsormidiales, Klebsormidiaceae. The record is from the annotation of a GenBank genome assembly.